Messenger RNA from Pararge aegeria (speckled wood butterfly), 2579 nucleotides. It is a transcript of the gene Nup50, whose product is annotated as nuclear pore complex protein Nup50. The record is from RefSeq and is a predicted model, not a curated record. Gene Ontology annotation, biological process: protein import into nucleus. NCBI's taxonomy places the organism in Eukaryota, Metazoa, Arthropoda, Insecta, Lepidoptera, Nymphalidae. The transcript is spliced from 2 exons. The coding region runs from base 228 to 1907 and encodes 559 amino acids. Gene Ontology annotation, cellular component: nuclear pore.
CAUUGAAAGACACCUGACAUUGGUUAAUCUGUGUAAAGUCAGAAGGAAAAAAAAAUGCUAUAUAGCGUUUGAUACUGUUGAUUUUAGGUUACACUUUCAUGAAUAUUGAAUUUAGCGGUGCCUGUUAACGUAAAUAGCAUUCUAUUAAGUUCCGCACCACGUAUAAUUAAUUUGUCAGGUGCGAAGGAUGUUAAAUUGAAAUUUCACAAAAGUAACAUUUGCUAAUAAUGUCAUCAAAAAGACAAGCAGAGACACAACUGGGACCUGAUAACUGGGAUGAGGAGGAGCCAGCUGAAAAGGAGGAAGAUGGUGGUUUUAAAAUGGCACCAAAAGAAAUUCUCGAGAAACGUGUAAUACGCACCGCCAAGAGGCGGUCUCUAGCUACGGGCGAUGUGGUGCAGAAUACCAUUUUCAGUGGAUUUAGUGGUUUCAACAAGACACAAAAAUCAUCCUUUGAUUUUCUAGCAAAUUUAACAAAUGGUAGCAAGUCUAACAAUGGAUCUUUAACACUUAAAAGUGACACAGCAGCUGUUUCAUCUAGUUCUAUGAUCACAAAGCCAGCAAGUAGUCCUACUACUGGAAUCUUUAGUUUGUCAGGAACAUCACCUAUUAUGAAUUCACCAUUUGGCCAGCCAGAAUCUACAAUAUUUAGUGGAGCUGGAGGAACCCCUGCAUUUACAAAAUCUGUGUUUAGCUCAUCAAAACCAGAUUCAACAGUAAAUGAUAAUCCAUUUAAAGGGCAGUCUUCAGUAACUUCAACACCCUACACCCCCUUCCCCUUAAAUUCAAAUGCAAGCCCAGAUAAACCAAUACCUCAGGUUACUUCAUCCUUGUUUGGACUAUCCUCUACAAAUGUUAAUCAUAACAACUCUCCAUUUUCAACUAAACCUAAUAAUAAUACAACUGCAUGUAAAACACCUGUAGCAAGUUCACCACAAUCAACUGAAGUUACACCAGUUGGUAAAGAUGAAAAAGAGUUUGAUUACUAUAAUAACCUAAGAGGUUUAAAUGAAUCUGUAUCAGCAUGGAUAAAAAAACAUGUUGAAGAAACACCUUUGUGUAUUUUAAGUCCAAUAUUUAAAGAUUAUGAAAACCACCUGAAAAAUAUCCAAGAUGAAUAUGAUAAAAUCAAAAAAGAGCUGUCAUUGAAAAAUAUUUCAGACACAAAAGAUAAUAAUACUGAACCUAAAAGUCCAAUAGUAUUAUCUGACAGCCCUGCAUUAUCUAAUUCCGUAUUCUCAUUAACUUCAAGCACUACAAGUCCUAUAGUUGAGAAAACACAUAACUUUACCUUUGGCAUUAAUCCUACUGCUACUACAUCUACUAAUAGUUUUGCGACUACUGUAACACCAAGCACUGGAUUUUCCUUCGGAAUAAAACCAUCAAGUUCUAUUACUUCUCCAUUUGCUAGCAACCCAACCUCAAUUGACAAUAAUGGUAGUACUCCAUUUUCGUUUGGUAUUGGGAAACCUUUUGCUUUCAAUACGAAUAUUAAGAAAAGCGAUGAACCAAUAAAUGAAGGUGUUGAUAAUGAAGAUGAGCCCCCUAAAGUGGAAUACACCCCAAUUGCAGAAGAAAAUAGUGUGUAUGACAGAAAAUGCAAAGUAUUUGUUAAGAAAGAUGGCAACUUUGUUGACAAAGGUGUUGGUACACUUUACAUAAAGAAAAUAGAAGAGACUGAAAAAUACCAAUUGUUAGUUCGAGCAAACACAGCUUUGGGUAAUAUUUUAAUCAACUUGAUAUUGAGUUCAUCUUUGCCUACACAGCGUAUGGGUAAAAAUAAUGUUAUGAUGGUCUGCAUUCCAACUCCUGAUGCAAAGCCCCAACCAACUUCUAUUCUAAUCAGAGUAAAAACUUCAGAAGAUGCAGAUGAGCUACUUGAAACUCUGAAUAAAUUCAAAGCAUAAUUUUUGAGUUAUGCUAAUUGACCACAACUUGAUUUGUAAGGAGAGGAAAAAUGGCUGCCCCUUGUAUUGAGAUGCUCUUAUGUUCUAAAUAGAUGUAAAUUACUGGUUUUAAUGUGUAAACCAUUUAUGAUACUGAUUAGUUUUACCCAUGGUUAACUUACCCCUACAAUAUUAUUUUAUUAUAAGUGCUAUAUCUUUAUCUGGAAGCCUGUAGAAAUAUGAUUCUUUCAACAAAGCUGCUUGUCCGUGCAGUUUCUUGGAAAUCAGAAACAAACUGACGACUUAUAAAAAGUGCUUAUAUACUAGACCUACUUAAAAUAAAUUAAAUUUGAAUUGAAUAAAUUCUAAUCACUAGAAUCACUUUGGGAAAUGUUUUAACAAUCUUUCAUUGAUACUUUUUUAAGCCAUUCCAAUUAAAUCAAUUUAUGUAUAAAUGUAUCAUAAUAGUACAUAUAAACAUUACUGAUGAUUUUAAAUAUCUUUAUAACUAGUAAUUAUAAAGCCAAUUUGGGUGUUAAUGUAACCCUAGUAUACUGAUGAUUUUAAAUAUCUCUGUGAUUAGUGUUUAAAGAAUAAAAAUGGAUGUUAAUGUAACUGUAGUGCUGACUUAAACAUGUUACAAAUGACAUUCCUUAUUAUGAUAUUAUACCUAUUCUUACUAUGAAGAUCAUA